UGGAAAAAAUAGAAACCUAAAAGAAGUCACUCCACUUGAUUAGAAACCAGAAACCAAGGCGUUGUAUCCUAACAAGAGACGUUACAUUUGUACAUUUUGCUCCGGAAGAGUUAACACAAGUUUGCUCCAGGAGCUUUUUGUUGCACUUGUUCUCAUCAGUGUCUGUCAGCUGAUGAAAAUGACUUUAAGACAACAGUGAAGAGUUUCUCUCCGCCAAACCUCGAUCUGUUUAUGAGGAAGAUAUUUCUUUUUAGUUUGAUUUAGCAUCUCUGAAGUUAUUGAUGCAUUCAAAGAUCUGGGCUGCCGGAGCCGCAUUGAAGAUUGGGAUCACAGACGAAGGAUGGGGGAUUGUGUUGAUUGUGUUGAGACUGUUGCAAAUGUAAGAGCCGUGCUGACAGACAGCCAGUUUCCCCUGGAGGCUGCUCCAGCGCUGCCUCGACUUCCUGUGUGAUCUCCCUCCUGCAUGAUCCACAAGUCGGUUUGGACACGUCGCUGUUAGGACUGCCUGCUCGACGCUGCAUCGUCCCAGUCAGUCAUGUCCAGGUCCAACCGGCGGUACAAGUCUCUGCAGCAGAGCAACGGCAGCGGCUCUCUCCCCGGCUGUGACCGGGUGCGGAUGCCCCGGGCCCGGGUACUGCUGCUCUGCCUCCUCGGGGUUCUGGUGCUGGCGGUGGUGCUGGGGGUCUACCUGUCAAACGACACCACAGAUGUUAACCGCAUGCCAGCUGCUGAUCUGACCAAAGACAGGUUGUCCCACAAACCCAGCAAGUGCUCUCCAGCUCAAAUCCGCCGUCUGGCCUCUCAGGUGGAUGGUACCCGCCUGUGGGAGACCCACCUGAGGCCCAUCCUAAUAGAGAGACUCCCAGGGACACAAGGCAGCCUGGCUGUACAGCAGCACAUCACCUCCACUCUGUCCUCGCUGUCUGCCGGCUGGGCCGUAGACUUAGACUCCUUCCAGUCUUCGACCCCUCGUGGCCAGGUCACUUUCACCAACAUCAUCGCCACUCUGGACCCUUCGGCCCCUCGCAGGCUGCUCCUGGCCUGCCACUACGACUCGAAGGCUCUUCCCCCAGAUCCCCGGGCCCCAGAGAAAGUGUUUCUGGGGGCCAGUGACUCAGCAGUGCCAUGUGCUAUGAUCCUGGAGCUCGUCACCUCUCUGGAUGCCCAGCUCAGAUCAUUCAAACAGCAGAAACUUCCAGUGUCUCUUCAGCUGGUGUUUUUUGACGGGGAGGAGUCAUUUGAAGAGUGGACGGCGACAGACUCGCUGUACGGCUCCCGUCACCUGGCAGAACGCAUGGCCAACACGCCUCACUCUGCAGGCUCCACACACACCACCAUGCUUCAGGCUGUGGACCUCUUUGUACUGCUGGACCUUCUUGGCGGUCCUGAUCCACUGAUCGCCAAUCACUUCGAUAACACAGCCCGCUGGUUUGAUCGUCUGAUCGCUGCAGAAAAGAGGCUCCAUCGUCAGGGUCUCUUGACAUCUCACCCUUCAGAACAGACGUAUUUUAGGAAGGACGUGUACCUCGGCCCCGUGCAGGACGACCACAUCCCCUUCCUUCACAAAGGUGUCCCUGUGCUACACGUCAUCGCCACUCCCUUCCCACAGUUCUGGCACACACUGGAGGACACUGAGGAGAACAUGCACCGACCCACUGUGGUGAACCUGACCAAGAUCAUGGCCGUGUUCCUGGCAGAGUAUCUGGGCUUCUGAACACAAAACACGGACACGUAUUUGUGGUGAAGGUACUCACUUUUUACAUGCUACUGGAAGUUUGUCACACUGGUGACAAGAAAUCACUAAAUGACCAGCAUGAAUUGGACGUAAACGCACAAAAGAAGAACUUUUUGAAAAAAAAAAAAACAAAACCUAAACUGACGGGACACCAGCUAAAACUCUACCAAAGACUUGGUCCUGCUGGACAAACCAGAGUCCUUGGUUUCACGUCAGGGUUGAGUUGGAGGCAUUUGUCCAAAUGUCUGGGUGUGUGAUGUGAAUAAAAAAAGGGGUCUUGAUUAUUUAACAUUAAUAUUAAAAUGUUAAUAGUUCUAAAUAUUGGUACCAGAUGAAGAAUUGGGGAGCUUUGUGAAUUCAGAAGCACUCUAAAUUUAUUUUUUUUUACUUAAUUCCUGUGAAACAAAUCAAAUCAUUCAUCAAUCAUCAAAUCGUAGUUUUAACAUUUAUCUCCCCACGUUAUUAUGAUGUCUUAAAGACAGCCUUUGUGGUGAGUCGAGGUCUCUGAGCUGCUGUGAACGCUGGGUCAUAUCUGUGAAUAAUUCUCGCCCUUUACUUGGAUCGUCUCGGCCUUACAACCUGCUGUGAUUGAAUGCUAGCUAUAUCAUAUGGCUGUACUGCACAUUUUGUGACGGUCUAACGAUUAGAUUGGAGUGGAAACCCAGCAAAUGUUACUAACAUCUUACAAAAGGUGUAGCGACAAAUCUGCAAUAAAGUUAAAGUGUUUUUUA
This is a messenger RNA of Plectropomus leopardus (leopard coralgrouper), 2466 nucleotides long. It is a transcript of the gene qpctla, whose product is annotated as glutaminyl-peptide cyclotransferase-like a. Gene Ontology annotation, molecular function: zinc ion binding; glutaminyl-peptide cyclotransferase activity. NCBI's taxonomy places the organism in Eukaryota, Metazoa, Chordata, Actinopteri, Perciformes, Serranidae. The record is from RefSeq and is a predicted model, not a curated record.